Messenger RNA from Apiotrichum porosum, 1314 nucleotides. RefSeq lists its product as uncharacterized. Gene Ontology annotation, molecular function: phosphotransferase activity, for other substituted phosphate groups. The transcript is spliced from 3 exons. The record is from RefSeq and is a predicted model, not a curated record. Gene Ontology annotation, cellular component: membrane. Lineage: Eukaryota; Fungi; Basidiomycota; Tremellomycetes; Trichosporonales; Trichosporonaceae. Gene Ontology annotation, biological process: phospholipid biosynthetic process. The coding region runs from base 1 to 1314 and encodes 437 amino acids.
AUGCGUAUCACCCGUGCCCAGUUUGACGGCCUCGACAAGUACAAGUACUCUGGUAUCGACAAGAGCGUGCUCUCGCGCCACGUCCUGACCCCGUACUGGAACCUGCUCGUCAAGGCCUUUCCCCGGUGGCUCGCGCCCAACGCGAUUACGUUUAUCGGCCUGUGCUUCGUCUUCUCCAAUGUCGCCACCCUCCUGUACUACGACAUUGACUACACCGGCACGGCCCUCCCGCCAUGGGUGUACAUGACGUGGUCGUUUGGCCUGUUUGCGUACCAGAGCAUGGAUGCCAUUGACGGCAAGCAGGCUCGUCGCCUCGGCAUGGGUUCGGCCCUGGGCGAGAUGUUUGACCACGGCUGCGACGCGAUCAACACCACCCUCGAGGUGAUUCUCGCGUGCCACGCUCUGGGUCUCACCAACUCGUGGUGGGCGGUGGCGUCGCAGACUGCGUCGCUGCUCAACUUUUACUCGUCGACUUGGGAAGAGUACCACACGGGAACGCUGUACCUCUCGGCGUUUUCCGGUCCGGUCGAGGGCAUCAUCCUCAUCGUGUGCAUCUACGCCAUCACCGCGUUCCACCCCAUGGGCUCGGCGUUCUGGGCCCAGCCGCUCGUCUCGCUCAUCCCCGGCGGUGUCGGCGUCAAGGUCGCCGAGGUCAUUGACUCGACUAUCGGUCUUCCCUCGGCGUACACCUUGUCGACGCUGCCCAUCAACGUUGCGUUCAUGGUCUUUGGCGCGUUUGGCACUUGCGCCAACAUGGUCAACUCGUACUACAACGUCAUUGCCGCCCGCCACCGCGACAAGAAGCCCAUCCUCUCGCCGCUCCUCGGCCUCCUGCCGUUUGGCGUCCACACCCUCAUCCUCGUGGCAUGGCUGCACUCGUCGAUCCGCGGCGGCGUCGAACUCGUCCACGACGCCCGUCUCCUCCCCUUCCUCCUGUACUGGGGCAUGGCCGCAGCGUACCAGGUCUCGCAGCUCAUCCUCGCCCACGUCACAAAGUCGCCCUUCCCGUACUGGAACGGCAUGAUGGUCUACUCGCUCUUUGGCGCCGUCGACGCCAACGCCCAGUGGCUGUUUGACCGCGAGCCCAUGGUCCAGUCGUCGCCCACGGCCGCCACCGUGUUCAUCUGGAUGUCCUUUAUGAUCGCCCUGUUCAACUACAUUCGCUUCGCCCGCGAGGUCAUCUGGCAGAUCUGCGACUACACGGGUAUCGCGUGCUUUACCGUCCGCAAAAAGGACCCCCAGGGCCAGUGGGUCGAGGACGAGGACACUGCUCGUGCUCUGAAAGCAUCCAUUGUGCACAAGAAGAACAACUAG